AUGCCUUCGCCUUCCCCUCUCGGUCGGCUCCUCCAGGAGUCCUUCACUGCUUUUAUUUUGCGCGUUUCGUCUGAGAGACCCUUCAAUUCGCUAACUGCUGUUCCUUUAGUCGCAAGUAUGCUCAAUAAGCUGUCUGGACAGCCGGAGAGCUAUGAGAAAAAGGCCCUCUACACGUUUGGACGGACGCUGGGUGCAGGCACAUACGGCAUCGUUCGCGAGGCGGAAACCACGGACGGAAAAAAGGUUGCGGUCAAGAUCAUUCUCAAGAAAAAUGUUCGUGGCAAUGAGAACAUGGUCCAUGAUGAGCUUGAGAUGCUGCAAUCACUCCAACACCCCCACAUCGUCUCGUUUGUCGACUGGUUCGAAUCCAAGGACAAAUUCUACAUCGUUACCCAACUAGCCACUGGCGGUGAGCUAUUCGAUCGCAUUUGCGAGUACGGAAAGUUCACUGAGAAGGAUGCGUCGCAAACAAUCCGCCAGGUGAUUGAGGCCGUGGACUACCUGCACAAGCGCAAUAUCGUUCACCGAGACUUGAAACCCGAAAACUUGCUCUACCUCACCCGCGCCGCCGAUUCUGAAUUAGUCCUCGCCGACUUCGGCAUCGCCAAAAUGCUGCACAGUCCCUCUGAGGUCCUCACCAGCAUGGCAGGCUCAUUCGGCUAUGCCGCCCCUGAAGUCAUGCUCAAAAAGGGCCAUGGCAAAGCGGUCGAUAUGUGGUCCCUCGGUGUCAUCACCUACACCCUCCUCUGUGGUUACUCACCCUUCCGCUCCGAGAACCUGACCGACCUCAUCGAAGAAUGCCGAACAUGCCGCAUCAUCUUCCAUGAACGCUACUGGCGCGACGUCUCCCAAGAUGCUAAGGACUUCAUUCUCACUAUGCUCAACGCCGACCCCGAUAAGCGUGUCACAUCCGAAGAGGCCCUCAAGCACAAAUGGCUGACCGGAGAAUCUGCCAGCGACCGCGACUUGCUGCCCGAGAUCCGGGCUUACAUUACGCGCGCCCGUCUCCGCCGCGGAAUCGAAAUCGUCAAGCUGGCCAACCGCAUUGAGUCGCUCAAAAUGCAUGAAGAGGAGGGUGGUGAGGAUAUUCCUAGUCCUAUGGACAUGGUUCCUGGUGAUGCUGGUGAAAAGCCGGCGUCGGAAUCUAAUGGCGAUUCCAGUCCUGCCCCUAGCCACUCGAAGAAGAAGAGUCUUGGCAGUGCAGCUCACGGUGCUAUCUUCCGUGAGGUUGUUUUGGCCAAGGUACGUGAGCAGAAGGAGAAUGAAGAGCGUGAAAAGAUUGAGCGGGAAGCGAGGGAGAAAGCGGCUUCUGCUUAG
Messenger RNA from Penicillium soppii, 1317 nucleotides. RefSeq names its product serine/threonine-protein kinase. The transcript has 4 exons. NCBI's taxonomy places the organism in Eukaryota, Fungi, Ascomycota, Eurotiomycetes, Eurotiales, Aspergillaceae. Gene Ontology annotation, molecular function: calcium/calmodulin-dependent protein kinase activity; ATP binding. Bases 1 to 1317 code for a protein of 438 amino acids. The record is from RefSeq and is a predicted model, not a curated record. Gene Ontology annotation, biological process: protein phosphorylation; cellular response to oxidative stress.